UAUUUUGGGCCGAUGCUAGGGCUAGAAUGGCUUAUGGCUACUUUGGUGAUGCUAUUGUAUUUGAUAUGACCUGCAAGAAGAAUAAGCGAAUGGUGCCUUUUGCUGCUUUCUCAGGAAUUAAUCAUCAUAGGCAGCUUAUUGUGUUUGGUUGUGCUUUCAUGACUGAUGAGAAUGAAGCUUCAUUUAUUUGGUUGUUUGAGACAUGGCUUUGUUUGAUGAGCGGACGUUGUCCAGUUUCUUUUGUUACUCCAUUUAAUGACGUUAUUGGCUCUGCUGCUGCAAAGGUUUUUCCUAACGUCCAACACCGUUUUUGCCAAAGAGACGUAUUCCGGAAAUGCAAGGAAAAUCUUUCAGAUGUUUACUCACAGUAUGCUUCAUUCAAGAGUGAGUUUAAGAAGUGCGUCAAUGAACCUGAAAGCAGUAGAGAGUUUGAGUUGGCUUGGAGGUUGCUUCUAGACAGAUAUGGACUGGAGGGAAACAUGUGGUUAAAAUCGCUUUAUAAUGUACGCCAAAAGUGGGUUCCUGCAUAUCUUAGAGGCACUUUUUAUGCAGAGAUACCUGGGGGCUUGUUGAAAUCUGAAACAAUGCACAACUUCUUCCAAAGAAAUUCUAUUACAACAACCACAUUGCGGGAUCUUGUGUCUCAGUUUGAUAAAGCCAUGGCUGGGCAGAGUGAAAAGGAAAUACAUGCUGAUUUUGCUAUGAUUCAUUCUAAGCCUGUCAUGAAGACUCCAUCUCCAAUUGAGAAGCAAGCUUCUGAAAUAUAUACUAGAGUGAUAUUUGACUUAGUUCAAGAAGAGCUUGUUGAGGCAUCCAGUUUUUUGAUGGAUAAAGUUGAGGAUGGGAUGAUUUGCAAAUUCCGUGUUACAAAAGUUGAUGCUGAUAGAGCAUAUUUUAUCGUAUAUAAUGCUUCUGAAAAUACCAUAAAUUGCAGCUGCUCUAUGUAUGAAACUUGUGGUAUAUUAUGCCGACAUGUGUUUAAAGUGUUGAUGGUUCUUUGUGCUCUUGCACUUCCAUCGGAAUAUAUUUUGAGGAGGUGGACUAGGAAUGCUAAGAGUGCUGUUUUAUCAUAUGAAAAUUGUGCACAGAUCCCGAGCAACAGCUAUAGAGCAUUUAGCUUGCGGUGCAAUGACCUAUUUCAUGAUGCCAUUAGGUAUGCGGAAGAGGGGGCUACCUCUGUAGUGAUCUAUAAAGUUGCUAAGGAGGCAUUACAGAAUGCUUUCAAUGAAGUUUUCAGUGCAAAAAGAGGCUCAUUUUUCAACAUAACCAAGUAAAGGACUUUUUUCCGUUAAUUAGAUAGCUCGGUACCGUUGAUGCUUAUGAAAUUUGAAAAGCACCUAGGUUCAUUGGUGAAAUGGAAUCCAACAAGACACUAUGCAUUGUGUUUGGAUGAAUGCUUUUAUCAAUUCCAUGAUGGUUGGAAGCAAGGGUGCCAUGAAUUUGUUCAGAAAGAGGAGUUCUGUACAAGUUGAAGAUCUGAUUCUGUGAGGGUGGAAGAUCAAGUUCCAAUUCCUUCCAACAUCAUUGGCCGUGACUCUGGAAAUUUGCUGAAGCCAGGGAAAUGUAGCGGUAUUUGAUUCAAGAGAGGUUGUCCUAAGGCUUUGGAAGCUCUCUUGGCAGUGCAAGAAGAGGCACUGUGCAAGAAAAUGUUGUGAUGGUGGAUCUUCUUGUUUUCUACUGUGUUUAUCAAGAACAUAUAUGGUGCAGUUUUCUUACAAGUAGUACCAUUACUCGACCAAGGAGGAAGAUAAAGAAUUAAGAAGAUGUUGGCAAAGAUUGAGGCUAAAUUGUUUAUUAGUCUUGAUGUUUUCUUCUCAUGCACCAGGCUUGGAGCAAUGAAGAGUGGCUUUGAGAAGUUGUGAGUGAAGAAACAACCACUGAUAGAUGGAGAAAAGUUAGAAUCUAUGUACAGUGUACAUUGCAAAUGGAGCGCUCUAAAACUUUGUUUGAACAUAUAGAAUAAUCAUUUAUUUGAAGAGCAUAUGUGAGAAAAUUGAUGAAGAAGAUCAAGCAAUUAUUCUUUUUAGUUGA
Molecule: messenger RNA, 2031 nt
Organism: Phalaenopsis equestris
Lineage: Eukaryota; Viridiplantae; Streptophyta; Magnoliopsida; Asparagales; Orchidaceae
Product: protein FAR1-RELATED SEQUENCE 5-like
Biological process (GO): regulation of DNA-templated transcription
Molecular function (GO): zinc ion binding
Source: RefSeq, a predicted model, not a curated record